Suncus etruscus (white-toothed pygmy shrew) is the source of this 1529-nucleotide messenger RNA. RefSeq names its product transcription elongation factor A N-terminal and central domain containing 2 (gene TCEANC2). The transcript has 4 exons. Gene Ontology annotation, cellular component: nucleus. The record is from RefSeq and is a predicted model, not a curated record. NCBI's taxonomy places the organism in Eukaryota, Metazoa, Chordata, Mammalia, Eulipotyphla, Soricidae. Gene Ontology annotation, biological process: DNA-templated transcription. Bases 34 to 660 code for a protein of 208 amino acids.
CGUGGAGGUAGUUGGCGCUGGAAGCCCCUAGCAAUGGAUAAAUUCGUCAUUCGGACACCUCGAGUCCAGAAUAGUCCUCAGAAGAAAGAUCCUGGAGAAAAGAUUUACAAGCAGGCCACUAUUGAAUCUCUGAAGAGAGUUGUGGUUGUAGAAGACAUAAAAAGGUGGAAAACUAUGCUGGAGCUUCCUGGUCAAACCAAAGAAAAUCUCCUGGAAGCCUUGUGGGAAUUGAAGAAGAAGCUGCCCUCCAGGGAAGUGCUGAAAUCCACACGGAUAGGUCACACAGUGAAUAAAAUGCGUAAACAUUCAGACUCAGAAGUCGCUUGUCUUGCCAAAGAAGUUUAUACUGAGUGGAGAACUUUCAUUGAACAACAUUUGGAUAAGCCUUCUAUUGAAGUCCGAAGUGAUCCUAAAACAGAGGCCUUAAGGAAGAAUGCCCAAAAAUUACUCUCGGAGGCCCUGGAAUUAGAGAUGGAUCACCUACUGGUUGAAAAUAUUGAACGGGAAACGUUUCAUCUCUGCUCCCGCCUCAUUAACGGGCCGUACCGGCGCACGGUGAGGGCCCUGGUCUUCACAUUAAAGCACCGAGCUGAAAUCCGGGCUCAGGUGAAGAACGGCGCGCUGCCAGUCGGCACGUUUGUGCAGACCCACAAAAAGUGACCCGACGCUGCUUCCAACCCGGGGCUGGGCACAAAGGAAAACGGGGCUUCUCUCUGCCAUUCAAAGACGCCUUUGAGUUUGGGUGAUGGCCACUGCAGGCUGCGCUCAUUCUGCCCAUGUGCCUUUCCUGCUGACGGAGGAGGAAGCGGAGGAAGCGGGGAGCCCCCAGAGGCAGGCCUGCUGGAGAGGCUCCUGAGCUGCUGGGCCCCUAAUCACAGGAGCGCUGGCUGUCCCUGGGAUGCGCCGCAUGGUGCUGUCACCCAACCCGGGGAAAGGGUGACGGAUGGCACCGUGAGCAUACCAAGGACACCUCUAAACUUCCCCCAUGGCAGGCAGAUGAAGCUGCCACUUUAUUUCACCACCCUGCAGGUAACUGAAACUCAAUUACCGCCACUGCUCACUCGGUUCCAUCCCCCUGAGUUUAGAUCGCUCCCGUGCCUCUCAGAACUCCCCGGUCUGUUCUCUUUGCUCUCCCCCAGGGGUGAGCCUGCCAGAGCCCGCCACUACCCCUGCUCCCCAGAACUCACUUAUCUGAACGUUUCAGCUCUCCCUGGAAGACCCUGGUGCAGGGCUCCCCAGCCCCCAUGCUGGGGCUUCUAAUGAGGAGCUGGCCCAGAGCAUCCCCAAGCCUUGAGGUUCAUUUGAAUUAUGCUGCUCUCUGGGUCUCAGCCUCUGCGGAAGAUGCAUAAUGUACAUAAUGGAAAUUUCCCUUGAAAUGAAUUUCUGGGAGAGAAAGGAAACACAGAUCUAUAUAUUUGAAAUGCAAUAUAUGGGGAAGGGGCUGCUUUCUAAAUUUGUCAGUGAUAAUUUGCUUUUUUAAAGUGAUGAUAAUAAAUGGGGACUCCCCCACCCUCCAAAAUAAAAACAAA